CUGCUGAUCAAAGAGCAGAUGAGCAGUGUGUGUAGCACAGACACAGAGGGUAGUGGUUUGGCUGCCGCUAAUAUUCUCAAUAUGCAGAACUGUGACUUAAUUACAUCUCAUCCAGUGCCUCGCAUCAUCCAGAUUUCACGCGGUUUGUCUUUCAGUGCAAGUCAUCGUCUUCACAGCAACUCGCUGAGUGAAGAAGAAAACAAAAGAAUAUUUGGAAAGUGUAACAACCCUAAUGGCCAUGGUCACAACUACAAAGUGAUCGUCACAGUCCGUGGAAAGAUUGACCCGACAACUGGUAUGGUUAUUAACCUUACUGAUUUGAAAAAGUACAUGGAGGAAUGCAUCACAGUUCCCCUGGACCAUAAAAAUGUUGAUAAAGAUGUGCCUUACUUCCGAAACGUUGUUAGUACGGUGGAAAACAUAACCGUGUUUAUUUGGGAGGAGCUGCAGAAGAGGCUACCGGCAGGGCUUCUGUAUGAGGUCUGUGUGCACGAGACAGACUCCAACAGUGCCGUGUACCGAGGGGAAUAAACGACAAAGCAGCAAGUCGCAACUAAUGGUAGACGAUGCAAGUAUCCAGCGGAGACAUCAGGUUUAGGCUAAUGCUAGAUGUGUCUGUUUCCCAGUUUGUGGAUAAAUUCAGGAUGAGAAACAGCCUAUCUGUUUACCUCCACUUCGUAAUGUUAUUGCAUCUAUAGGCACGGCGUCGGCCUGUGUACAGACAUGGAGUGGAUUUCGGUUUGAAAACACCAGAGAAUGUGUUUUCACACCCAAAUCCGCUGUGCGUGUGUACACAGACCAAUGCUGUGCCUGUAGGUGCAGUGAUGACACAGAGCAAGCAGAUAAGCAACAUCUGGUAUUAGCAGAUUGUGACAAUCACAUAUUAUAUAGACUGCCUUUAUCCAUUCCAUAUAAAGAACAAGUGACUUCCCCCCCAACCAACAUGUCUUUUUCAGGCCCCAGAACCCCUGACCUCCCUACCCAGUCACUGGACACUGCCAUCUUGUAACUGAAAUGCUCAAUGCCACAUCUCUUUCUGACUCUUGAUGUUGCCCACCCCUAACACCAUAAGGCCCAUAUAUAAGUGCAGUAACAAAGUGAAUUACCCCAACGUAAGGCUUUCUGUGUCGAAAUAUUGGGGUAAUUCUCAUCUUUGGCAAGUGUAUCUGCUUACCUUUUGCUUUCCUUUUUUUUACCUGUGCACAUUUUUGUGGUAUGUAUUAUCUUAUAGAAUCAUGUGUAAUUGACUGUGUUGUAUGGAUUAAAAUUGACCUUUGUAAAAUUUUCUGUAUACUAUAUAAAAGAUAAUUACUUUUUAAUACUA
Xenopus tropicalis (tropical clawed frog) is the source of this 1324-nucleotide messenger RNA. It is a transcript of the gene pts, whose product is annotated as 6-pyruvoyltetrahydropterin synthase. The record is from RefSeq and is a predicted model, not a curated record. The transcript has 6 exons. Gene Ontology annotation, biological process: tetrahydrobiopterin biosynthetic process. Lineage: Eukaryota; Metazoa; Chordata; Amphibia; Anura; Pipidae. Bases 19 to 531 code for a protein of 170 amino acids. Gene Ontology annotation, molecular function: 6-pyruvoyltetrahydropterin synthase activity.